AGCGAACACAAAACAACGACAACCAAUGAAGCGAAUUUCGGGUGGUAGCACCAAUACUUCAUCUAGACGAUCCCUCACCCAAAGAUUGGGUAUCUUUGCCUUUGGAGUUAUAACUCUUCUUUUACUUGUUUCAAAUACAUUUGUUUAUACAGCAUUGGAAGAUAUCAAUUCCGUGAAUAAUAUCAAUAUUGUAGAACCUAAUAUGAAUACAUCUUUAUUUAAUAAUACAGACUACGCAACAAAAGAUGAAGUAGCAGUUCUUUCCUAUCAACUUUCUGUUCUUCAAGUUGUAGUUAUUGUAAAUUCAGCAAUUAUUGGAUUAUUAAUUUUACUUGUUGGAGCAUUGACUGGUAUUAAAUGUAUGGAAGAUUAUAAUCCAGACCCAACUGUUCGUAUGGAAGAUCCAUUCUGGCUCAAGAUGUUCAGUCUUUGCAAUUCAAUUAUUGAAAUGUUAUUAUGUCAAUGUUGCGCUUGUGCUAGACCAAAAGGAAAGGCUAUUAAUUUAUUCAAUGUUGAUAAAUGGAGAAUAUGGCAUAAGAGAGAUUUGGAUUUACAAAGAGGUAUUAUUGAAGAAGAAGCUCGUCUUACUCUAGAAGAAGAACUCAAAGCCUAAAAUCAAUUAUCAAAAGAUGACAAAAUUAAUAAAAACAUCUUAAAAACCAUU
Molecule: messenger RNA, 664 nt
Organism: Naegleria gruberi
Lineage: Eukaryota; Heterolobosea; Eutetramitea; Acrasida; Naegleriidae
Exons: 2
Coding region: 26-613 (195 amino acids)
Source: RefSeq, a predicted model, not a curated record